Molecule: messenger RNA, 5075 nt
Organism: Anguilla rostrata (American eel)
Lineage: Eukaryota; Metazoa; Chordata; Actinopteri; Anguilliformes; Anguillidae
Product: photoreceptor cilium actin regulator-like
Exons: 2
Coding region: 445-3828 (1127 amino acids)
Source: RefSeq, a predicted model, not a curated record
GUGCACACAGGGAGAGGAGAAAGCACAAAUCCUCCUUUAUCCUUUCAGCUGCUCUUACUCUGUUAGGUAGGAAGAACACUACGCCAUCAAACUGUGAACCUUGUAUUUUCUUUCGGGAAAGACGGACCUGUGAAAAUAGAAAGAUGGACUGAUUGACUUCCGAGGCUCGUGAAAAGGCUGAAGUUCUGGAUGGACUGGUAACAUUCAUUUGUACUUAUUUGUGCUUUGGACAGUUAUUUCAAAACAUAAAGGCACUCUUUCAAACACAAGGACUUCUUCAGCAACUGGAUGGAUGAAACGAUGACAGGUGCAGCUAAAUUCUUACCUACUUUGUUGUACAUUUAGUCUUUCCUCUAGUACACAGUGUACCAUUGUUCUAAUUUUGUUAAUAUUACAGUAUUUUAAAAAAGUAUUAUCAAAGAAGAAAAAUAAGGACUCAUAAAUAUGGGGUGCUCUCCAUCCAAAGGCCAUAAUUGGAAUGAUGCUGCGAGUCCCAUCACUGACAGUGGGGUUCUGAUGAGAGGUCCUGCGGAGUUUGACAGUAAUCUGCAAUCUAAUGACAAAGCAUGUAGUUCCUCUGUAAGCCAGAUAGAGAUUGAUGAUGGCGAAAGGACAUCGAUGAUCCAGAAAGAUGCCUCCAUAGUGCCCCAGGAGGGGAGGAGGCUCUCAUUAGCUGGAGUAGCCUCUGAGGUAGGCACAGUCCUGGCCAAGGUGAGCACCCAAGAGGUAGAGGUCAAUGUGGUGCCCCAGGAAAAAGAAACACAAAAUCUCUCCAUAGAGGAAAAUCAAGGUAAAACAGUAGGAAGUAGGCCCAGAAGGAGUAAAGGGAGCAGACAGAGCAGACAAAAAUACAAAGAUAAACAGGCUUUUCUCAGUGAGCAGAAAGUGGACUUCCCAGAACCCAUGGUGAAAGCUCACCAGGCAGCUUAUGCUUACCUGAAUCCCAGCAUUUCCAAAUAUGAGGCUCUGCUUGGACUGCUGGAUCAGGCAGCACACACACAGCUCUCUCUGCGGCCUAUGGUAGCCUUCAUGGUGCUGCGCUAUGAGGAGGUCUCCCAUAGCCUGGAGGAAAUGGCCACUGAGGGAGAGCAAAUGUUGAAGGAGCACAGAGACCACCUGGCCUGGCCCUGCCCCAUGAUGGACCAUUGUUCCACAGCUUCAGCCAAGCCAGAGAGCCAUCCCCCAGACCUAAUGCAGCAGCUACUCCAAUACUCCACAGAGAGGAUGCGGCUAGUAGGGGACUCUGUAGGUGGGUUGGGGGAUUCUGCUCUGGAAGAGGCCUCUGAUUACUUUUUCUCCCUCUCUGAGCUGCUCGAUGAGAAGCUUAAGGCCAAAAAGGUGGCAGAGGGGCGACUGUCACAAGUCAUAGCGCAUAUUGAGGCGGCCGCCUACCGAAAAUCCAGCCCUGAAGACUCUGCUCUGCAGAGUGAGGACAGUGGCAUUGGGGCAGACAAUGAAUCACUGGCUGGAUCUGAGAAGCCUCAACACAGGCGGGAGAGCUGCGAGUCUGCUGGCACCACUGGUGCUAAGUCCAGGAGCCACCCCUGCAAUACAUCCAGCUCAGGCCAGCAAGGGAAGGCCAGAACUAGGCAGGUUGGAAAAGUGAACGCCAGCCCUUCACUGAAUUCCCUGGACUCGCCUUAUACUGGCAAAGACCAGACAGGUACAGACUACCUGCGAGGCUCAGAAGAUGAUGAGGAUGAAAAUGACGAUGAUGAAGAUGAAGAAGAAGGUGAAAAAAAGAGUAGGCAGAGGUCAAACUCUUCCCCACCCGAUCCAAGUCAGCUUACACGUCACCCGGCCACAACGCGUAUUGAGAACCCGCAAAACGUGGAGUUAACAUUUAAGAUGAAAGAUGCCAUCAGUGGCCGCAUCCGCUUUAUCCCCUCUCAGUGUUCUAUGAUGAGAUCCAGAAGAGCAGACGGUAUGGGGGUGGACUCCCCCCAGUGGACAGAGGAGGACGACUGGCAAGCCAGACGGCCCCAGACGGCAAGUGCCACCUUCAAUGUUGCUAGAAAAAAUGCAUCAGCGGGCAGGCGGCAACGCUCGCGAUCUGCAGAAUCCCUGCGCAGCCAGGCCGAGGACCCCACCCUUCUGCAGCUAGAGAGGACACAGAGGGACCUGAGUCGUCGAAUGGAGAGGAUGAGCAAAGGUGAGGCAGGGGUAGAGGCUAAAGGAACAGCUAUUUUAAAUAUUGGAAGGGGAAAACCAGAAGAAGUAAGAAAACUCCUGCAUCCUCAGCCCCCUGUCUCAAACCGUUUACGGUCUUCUUUGGACAAAAACUUCAACAUAUUACCCAACCAUGACAGAAUGGGGCUGCGAGCACAGUCAUCAAGACAUCAAAGGGUGGAAAAAGAAGAGAAAAAGGAAGAGAAACCGAAAGAAAGGGUAGUAGGGAGUGGGCAGCUGAGGGCUAGUAUUCAGCCCAGUCCCCCUGUUCUAUCUAAAGCAGAGUGCCCUACAUUUCACAGGGGCAGGAAUUCGGUCAAAAGGCUAAUUGACACUUUCAGUCAGAAGAAUGACAAACAACACCAAGGGCCUUCAAAUAUCCAUGGCUCUUUUAGAGAGAACAGGACCUGUGGUAUUCCUACCACUGUUAGCACAAGAAAUGCAGUUCGCAUCAUCAAUGGCAAUAACAACAACAACAGCUGUUCGGUGGACCCCAGGGCCUCGAACAGACCAGAAGACCUUGACGAUGAUAGUCUUCCACCCCCUCCUCCCGAGGUCUUGAUGGAUAACUCCUUUGAGUGUGCACCAGGGCUUUUUGUUAGUGAGAGUGGGGAUAACAUGACUAGCAGUGGAAGAUCUCCUGUGCCCCAGAGGAAUGUGGUAUCUCAGCGGCUGCGUGCCUCCCUACCUUCAGUGACAGAACCGUCCAGCCAUGGCGGCCCAAGACGCAGCUCCCUUAGCUUGUCCCCUACCUGCCCUGUCAGACAGGAUGCCAUGCUGGGGUACCAGAGUGGGGAUGAUGGCUUACAGCUUGAAAUAGACCCCAAGAGUGAAGAAACUGCCACUCUAUAUCGGCAGGCUCGAAAGAUUAUUCACCUGCGUCAUGCCACUGACUCACCGGUGAAGAACCUGGUGGAUGUAGGGUCCACAACAGCCUCAGUUUCCAUUGGAAACAAUGUCUCUUCUGAGAUGAAGUCCACAACUCAGUACCCUUAUAUUCAACCGCCAACCACUCCACCUGUUUCAAGAGCCCGCAUGCCACCCUGUACCCCCUCCAACUGGAAAUUACAUAAUUCUCCUCCUUUUAGAUGCCAGCCCACUCCACCUCCCCCAGAAAAAUUUCCCACCUCACCACCAGGCCAACAGAGACACCUCAACUCCUUGAAACUAAUGCAAGAAGAGACCCUAGGUUCAACCUUAGACUCAUGUCCCUUGAAGGCCAACUCACCUUCACCCUCUCCCCAAGUCGAGCGGUGGACCCGCCCAUCAUCUCCCUCUCAAUCCUUAAAUGAUGCUCGCUCUGCUUUCUGUCACACCUUACCCUCACUGUCUGAGCCCCCAACCUGGACCACAUCUGGCAGCUCUGCGCUCCCGCAGCCCUGGGGAAUGGCCUCUUGUCAUAGGUUGCCUGUUUCAGUGCGAGGCCCCCAGCCAUUUGUCAAACUAAAUCAGACAGACCGCCACUCCAGCGUUACCUUGCCAACCCAACAGCCUGAAAAACCCAUCGCCACAGUGAACGAGAGCUGUGGGAAUGACCCCAUCAUCAGUAGCAAGAAGCUGGAGCUUAGACCAACCAGCAAGGAUGAUCCUUUAGACACCCAAUCAGAACCCACAGCUGCAAAUCAUUCUGCCUCACAUACCCAGAACUGUGCAUCAUAGGACAGGCCUUGUAAUGAAAAUUAGGCCAAUGGAGCUCUCACAGGAUUACGGAUCAUCUGGACUCUCCAACAAGAUUGUUUUUAACCACCUGAUCUGGAAUUCUAAGAAUGUCUCUUCCACUGUGAUACAAGCUUUCCUAAAACUGGAGAUUUUUGAUUAUUAUGUUCAUAAGAGAAAGAAAAAUUGAACAGGAUGUUAUUUUACAGGACUUUACCAUGAUUGUAUGUAGGUAUUUAUUAAUUCGCUAUUCAUGGCAGUGUUCCUGUACAUACAUGUUUUUAAAUAAAAUAUCUCUUUGAAUAAUAUUUAAAUUAAGGAUUUUACCAUGAAUUGCUAUCUGAAGCUACAUCAAGCUACAAGAGCUUUUGUUUCCAAAUGUAACCAACAAAUUGGUUGAGACUGAGAGCAUUCAAUUUGUAUUCAAAGAGAAAUGACAUAGAAGUCAUGAUAAAUUCAGUAUUGUACCUUUAAACAUACAGUACAUACAUUUCAAUAGCUUGUUUUAAUCUUGUCUCUAGAAUCAUGUUCAUGUCAUGCAGCACAUAAUUUUAUAGUAAAAGAAAUAAUAUGUAGCUUGAACAGCAAGUGUUUGAAUAAUGUUUGUGGAUAGACGUGACAUCAACCUCAAGUGUAUUAAUCUGACUAGCCUGUUUUCCUACAUAUUUUGAAUUUUGGGUUAUGUUUUUUGGGGGGAAAUAUUGAAUUCACAUAUAGGACUUAUCAUUAAUAGAUACAUUUGAAAGUGUCUGAUACUAUUAUUUGUUUCGUAGGAUUCUGUUGGAAUUGCCAUAUUUCAAUACACCACACAUUCAGCUCUAUUACAAGAUGUAUUCAGUUGGCCCUGAUGCCUUGAUACAGAAGCUGCCAUUUUACUGUAUUCUAUGGGAAGUGAUAUGGCAAUGGUAUAUCCAAGCAGUUUGGAUUGAAUGAAUAUGCUGAUCUUUAAGAUGCCUCAAUUGGAUCAACUGGUUUUGUGAGGAGUUGUGCACAAAACACACGCACGCACCAACCCUACCACAUUUAUAUUUAGACUAAUUGCUUGUUGUUUUUUCUCUUAUUGAUCUAAUUGAUCAUGUUUUCUUAUUGAUUAGGUUAUUUGUGAUCUACUUCAUCUUCACGUGUACUUUUUGUUUUUCUUGUGAAUGUCUGUGCGAUUUGUAUUUGUUUUUUGUUUGUUUUUUACAUCCAAUAAAAGUGCAAAUUGUCGACACAGUUAAAUUUUUUAAAUAAAGGAAAUGUUCAUUUCA